AUGCCAACACAGCAGCCUCCUCCGCAGGAAUAUGCUCGUGUGAUACUGAUCAUUAUCCUACUCUUCUUCCUCUACACAUCUCCAGACCAAGGCCCGCCUCCGGGCUUCCAAUCGCCUCGCGAUUAUGCCACCCACAGAAUCGAUCGUUUCCGACACGACCUCGAUAUCUUAAAUACUACAAAGUGGGGGGAUUUCGCACCGAAGACUGCGCCUGGUUCCAAAAAUGAAGCAGCAAAAUAUCUGAACCUCACAGGUUUCCGGGAAGAGGACGAUUAUGCAUGGGAGAGACUGGAUGCUUUUAAGAAGAGAAGCUUGGAAUUCACCGAGGAAGCGAAGCUAGGCAGCUCGUGGAAGGACCCCAGCAGUGGAGAAAUCGGCGAUGUCUACCAGAAUGCCACGGGCGUUGUAAGGGGGAGGUGGACGAGACACACGGCAGAUCUCAAUGGGCAGCCGCGGGAGAGAGUUAUGAACUUGACAGAAAUAUCGCCCGUCACUAACUGGGCUUUUCGGGACGAGGAAUACUGGCUCAGGAAUAUCACAGGCACUGAGGGCAAGCUGAUGAUGCGACUAGAGGAAAGAGGGGAAGAUAUGGACGUCACGGAGGAUACGCCAGAUGACCUUUCGCUGCCUGUCAAACCUGCGAACAUUGUGAGAGAGGUAGCGGCGACUGUAACAAUCCAGGACGAGAGUAGUAGCGGUGAUGGGUGGGACAUGAAGGUCCAUGGAGCCCACUGGCCAAAACAAGGAGUUAUGCUUUUGACAACUACCAGUGAGAAAUUCGCCGGUGUUUUUGGGCUACCGCAUCUGACUCUGGAUUCCAAUCAAUUUCUCGCGAGCCAGAGACUAUUCAACAAGACCCUGGGAGCAAAAGUUGGAAGUCUCCUCGAGAAGACAUCCUGGAACGACCUGGGCAAUCCAUGGACCUCGAGCCCAGAUAGCGCCGGUGACUCUACGAUGCCAACUCCGCACUGCGAGUAUGUAGUAUAUAUUCAACUCUACCCCAUGAACGUGUACCAGGGAGCAGGUGGACCCUACUUUGACCAAUCAACUAUUGUUGAUCGAAUCGAAGAAGAACUUCGAUUCCCGAAUGGCGCCCCUAUUCCGCCCGCUCCGGGACUCAAGAUGUCAACAGUGAUAUUCUCUCCGGAUUGUGGCUUCAUCCUCGAGUCGAAAGGACCUCCGAAAUUUGCAGCUGUCGACGGGACCCACCUCAACGGCAAGAAGCAGGAGAUAUAUCUGUUUGAUGUUAAGCAGGGCCUCCAUGCUUUGACUGCUACAAUGUUUGGACAGAUUCUGCUCUUAAAGAUGCAGUCGAAGGAAGCAUCCACUCCAUCUACCGUUGGUCGGGUUAGUCUCUUCACGAUUGCAAUGAUGCUGAUGGCGGAUGCUAUGUUAUUUUCUAGCUUGUCGCUUUUGACUGUCACCGCACCAAAUAUUUUCCCCGCCGCACUUUUGACAGCGUUUGUAGCCUUAAUGUCACUGGGAAUAGGGAUACGCUUCGUGUCUGCGGUCUACACAGUCCAGGAGCCCGAAAGAAGGGAACGGCUGCGAGCUCAACAAGCAGCCGAAGCAGCAAACGCUCCUACAAGAACAGCUACAGCCCUGGGUUCUGCCCCCCUACCGAAUCCUAUCAUUACCGCUGCCGGUCCAGAUGUGCCGCUUGUAACGCCUGCAGUCACACCAACUCCUACUCGUAUAGAGGCACCUAUCAUCAUUCCAUCAGAUCAAGACAUCGAUGCUGAAAUAGAGGAGAAUCUGAGCGCGGCCGCCUCGGCAUCCCUUCUCCCAACAGCGAAUAGUCCAGCAACUACUCAGACUCCACCAAGGACCACUUCCAGCUUUGGCGUUGUCUACAUGAAGUUCGUGCUGACCUCGACAUUCCUCCUCUUCCUCACUGUGUCAUCCGUCUCCUGGUCUGUUCCCAUUCGUACUGCUUUCAUAAAUUUGCUCUCGUUCACGUAUCUAUCUUUCUGGGUGCCCCAGAUCCGGCGGAACGCCGUCCGAAGCUGCCGUAAAGCACUGCUGUGGAAGUUUAUCAUCGGCCAAUCAGUCCUACGCUUGCUACCUUUCGCCUAUUUCUACCUGAGGGAGGACAACAUUAUGUUUGCUGAAACAGACUGGAAAGCAUUUUGUGUACUGGUAGGCUGGGUUUGGAUCCAGAUCUGGGUCCUAGUUGGGCAGGAAGUGCUAGGUCCCAGAUGGGGCCUACCGCAUGGCUGGUAUGAGCCCGGAUGGGACUACCAUCCCAUUUUAAGCGAAGACAAUGUCGAAUCUGGUGGGCUACCCAUUGGGCUUGUGCAGAUUCCAGGUUCGCCGUCUCUUGAACGAGUAGCGACUGGCGAGAGUGGAGACAUGGAAAGCAGGAAAAAGCAAGAUGACACUGUGAGAAUUGUUGAUUGUGCCAUCUGUAUGCAAAUACUGGAAGUGCCGGUCGUGGCUGCUGGCGAGGAUGUCACUGGCUCUGGGGCUGCUGGUGGCGUUGGGGGGAUGUUGGCUCGAAGGCAGUACAUGGUUACGCCUUGUAGGCACAUAUUCCACACUGCUUGCUUGGAAGGCUGGAUGAGGUUCCGGCUACAGUGCCCGAAUUGUAGGGAGAAUUUGCCGGCUCUGUAG
This is a messenger RNA of Drepanopeziza brunnea f. sp. 'multigermtubi' MB_m1, 2613 nucleotides long. The record is from RefSeq and is a predicted model, not a curated record. Lineage: Eukaryota; Fungi; Ascomycota; Leotiomycetes; Helotiales; Drepanopezizaceae.